CGAGGAGAGAGUGACUCAAGGAGGAGCGGCCGGCGCGGCUACCCAAAGGCGCUAGAGGCGCCCAGAAGUUUCCAACGGGGCAGCUGUCCUGCGUCUCUCCACCUCCUUCUCCUCCUCCUCCCUCUUCCCCUCCUCUUUGGCGUGAAGCUGCUAUUUCCAGACACUUCCACCCCCUUCAGCUGUCCCCUCCCCUUCGCUGUUAAGCGAUAAAGGUGCCCGGCCGGUUUGGGCGGCUUCGCAUGACUCUUUCCCAGUUGAUGGCCCGGCAGCCGGCCGAAGUGGUCGUUUCCCCGCGCUCCUUCGCUCCGACGCCCCGGGCCUUACGCUGAACCUUGCUCUCGCGUAGUAGGAUGAGCGCUGCGGCUCAGUCUCCCGCGAUGGUGCGGACGGAGACCGGAGGAGGCGAACGCGACCCGCUGCCUCCGGGCUGGGAGGUGAAAAUAGACCCGCAAACCGGGUGGCCUUUCUUUGUGGAUCAUAACAACCGCACCACCACUUGGAACGACCCGCGCCUGCCCGGGGACCAGCUGAAGGAAAGUCAGUCAACAAACGGUAUUUCUCGAAAUAGUCCAAACCAGCCUCAAGUGAGAGAUGGAAACGUGGGAUACCCAAAGCUUCGUGCUGGUUACAUCCCUAUUCCGGUCAUUCAUGAAGGUGCAGAGAACCGGCAGCAGCCCUCAUAUUAUUCUGGCUAUCAGCCUGGCAUGCAGCGGGUCAAGGCAGAAACCAUUCCUUCCACAGCACGAGCCCCAUCACCUCUAAGAGGAAAUUUUGCCCGUUCACAGUCUCCAGCUAGAGGACCUCCAGAAAUUGCCCAGACAGAUAAACAGUGUGGACAGACAACAGCAGCUGCACCAGGCCGUGUUUCUCCUUCUCAUGGAUCUGAGCAGUCUCCAUCUCCUACACCUUCUGAAUCACCAACAGUGUCUCCUCAGUCAUCAGGCAGAUCCAACUCAGGAAGCCAUCAGCUCCCUCGUGGAUAUAUUCCUAUCCCUGUGAUCCAUGAAGGAAAUGUACCAAAGCAGCCACCGCGGGUCUAUCAUCAGGCACAGAAGACACAUUAUCCAGCCCAGCAGAGUGAAUACCAAGCUCACCAACCAGUGUACCAUAAAAUCCAAGUUGAUGAUCAGGAACAGAAGCCACAACGUGCACAGUCCCCAUUCAGAGUGUCACAGAGAGGCUCAGCAAGUCGUGAAAGCUCACCGGGCAGAGUCCAGUCUCCAACUCCCAUCAGAAUACAGUCAGCCAAACCUCAGGCUUCUCAACAACAAAUGCCAGCCCAAGGAUCAGCACCAACUCCACCACCUGACGCUAAGUUUGAAACCAAGAUAGGCCCAUCUAGAACAGAGAUCCCUGCACCAUAUGUUCCCAUUCAAGUCAUUCGCACAGAUACAGAUACUAAGCCGCCUCCACAGAAACCGCCUCCUACAGCAGAAGAUAUUGAUAAAAAGAUACCUUGCCCUGCUAAAGCUGCUCCGGCAGAAGAGAGAUCUCUUCCACAAGAAACUGAGCUACAGAAGACUGCUGAGGUGGAAGAGCCUCAGAAACAUCCAGGCAUCUUGCAAGUUGAAGCUAUUCUAAACAGAGUACAGGCAUUGGAGCAGGCUGUUGAUUCCUUUAAAGGCAAGAAAAAUGACAAAAAAUAUCUAAUGAUAGAAGAAUAUUUGACCAAAGAGCUGUUAGCCUUGGACUCUGUAGACCCUGAAGGUCGUCCAGAUGUUAGACAGGUCAGGAGAGACGGUGUAAGAAAAGUCCAGAAUAUAUUGGAAAGACUUGAACAGAAAGCAGAAGAUGUUCCAGAGCAUAUUCAAGGGGAUGAACCUCAGCCUCCUUUGCCUGAGAAUAAUCCACUUCCAGAGCUAAAAAUAGAGGUUGAUCCUAAAGGGGAAAGCAUUAAUAAGGGUAUAAGUGAUGAGAAUAACAAGGAGCAAAUCAAAACGGAAACAAAUCAGCCUGGAUCUGAGGAGGUAGCAGUCACCGACCUUGCCAAAGAAACCAGCAUAUCUGAAAAUGCAAGUGAACCAUAACCACAGGAAAAGAAUUAAAGUCCUUGGACACUUCAAGUUACAGUGUGUGUUAAGUGAAUUUUAACUUGCAUGCAUUCAGGAGCUUUGCACCAGUUGGUUUUUAAUCAAUGUAACAGCUUGGGACACUGUAAACACUCAGGUGAGGCAGAUGUGAGGUCAGAAAGAAAAUACAUUUAGUCUAUAUUCUGUAUAUUACUCAGAGGAAGUGUUCAAAGAAUAUCAUUUAAAAUGGUUGCUUUCAAGCAAACCCUUUGCAGAGAAAGGUCUUGGGUCAAGUAGAUUGAUUUAUGUAAAAUCAUUACCUAACUAUAUCAGAAUAAAAGUUUUUAAAGACACUUUUAAGGGGAAAAUGGUUCCACUGUUAGGCACUUUAAAGUAACAAUGCCUGGAAAGUGUGUUAAGAAAAGAUAGGGAUAUUUAUAUGUGUUGCAAACUUUAGUGCUAUAUUUUAAAUGGGGAAAAAAUAAAACAGUACUGUAGAAACAUGAUGGAUCAGUGUUGUUUAUAAAUUUGAAAGCUGGC
Messenger RNA from Pogona vitticeps (central bearded dragon), 2549 nucleotides. It is a transcript of the gene BAG3, whose product is annotated as BAG cochaperone 3. Gene Ontology annotation, molecular function: adenyl-nucleotide exchange factor activity; protein-folding chaperone binding. NCBI's taxonomy places the organism in Eukaryota, Metazoa, Chordata, Lepidosauria, Squamata, Agamidae. Gene Ontology annotation, biological process: muscle cell cellular homeostasis; protein stabilization; negative regulation of striated muscle cell apoptotic process. Gene Ontology annotation, cellular component: membrane; cytoplasm; cytosol. The record is from RefSeq and is a predicted model, not a curated record.